Fusarium vanettenii 77-13-4 is the source of this 1729-nucleotide messenger RNA. RefSeq lists its product as uncharacterized. The transcript has 5 exons. The record is from RefSeq and is a predicted model, not a curated record. The coding region runs from base 1 to 1362 and encodes 453 amino acids. Lineage: Eukaryota; Fungi; Ascomycota; Sordariomycetes; Hypocreales; Nectriaceae. Gene Ontology annotation, biological process: microtubule cytoskeleton organization; mitotic cell cycle. Gene Ontology annotation, cellular component: cytoplasm; microtubule. Gene Ontology annotation, molecular function: structural constituent of cytoskeleton; GTP binding.
AUGAAGGGCGAGAUUCUUCACCUCCACCUGGGCCAGGCUGGUACCCAGCUCGGUAACUCUGCUUGGGAGCUCUACCUCCUCGAGCACGGCCUCGGCCCCGAUGGUCGUCCCGACCCCAAUGCUGGCGAUAUCGGUGAGGGAGGCUCCUUCGAGACCUUCUUCACCGAGACGAGCAGCGGCAAGCAUGUUCCUCGCUCCAUCUUUGUCGAUCUCGACCCCUCUCCCAUUGACGAGAUCCGAACUGGUGGUUACCGCCAGCUCUUCCACCCCGAGCUGUUGAUCAGCGGCAAGGAAGAUGCUGCCAACAACUAUGCUCGUGGCCACUACACCAUUGGCAAGGAGAUGGUCGACAAUGUCAUGGACCGCAUCCGCCGUGUGGCUGACAACUGCCACUCUCUCCAGGGCUUCCUUAUCUUCCACUCCUUCGGUGGUGGUACCGGCUCCGGUUUCGGUGCUCUCCUCCUCGAGCGCCUCUCUACCGAGUACGGCAAGAAGUCCAAGCUUGAGUUCGCCGUCUACCCUGCUCCCCGGACCUCGACCGCUGUUGUUGAGCCUUACAACGCUGUUCUGUCGACUCACAGCACCAUUGAGAACUCUGACUGCACAUUCCUCGUCGACAAUGAGGCCGUCUACGACAUCUGCCGUCGCAACCUCGACAUCCCCCGUCCUUCGUACGAGCACCUGAACCGCCUGAUCGCCCAGGUUGUCAGUUCCAUCACCUCGUCUCUCCGAUUCGACGGUGCUCUCAACGUCGAUCUCAACGAGUUCCAGACCAACCUGGUUCCUUACCCUCGAAUUCACUACCCGCUCAUCAGCUACGCUCCUGUUAUUUCCUCGGCCAAGAGCGAGCAUGAGAGCUUCAAGGUCCACGACCUCACCUUCCAGUGCUUCGAGCCCAACAACCAGAUGGUUGUUUGCGAUCCCCGAAACGGCAAGUACAUGGCCGUCGCUCUCCUAUACCGUGGCGAUGUCGUCCCCCGCGACUGCAACGCUGCCAUUGCUGCCCUCAAGGCCAAGGCCUCAUUCAACCUCGUCGAAUGGUGCCCUACUGGUUUCAAGCUCGGCAUCAACUACCAGAAGCCCAUGGCUGUCCCCGCCGCUCCCGAGGAUGGUGGUCUUGCUUCCGUCAAGCGAUCCGUUUCCAUGCUUUCCAACACCACUGCCAUCGCUGAGGCCUGGUCGCGUCUUGACUACAAGUUCGACCUUAUGCACAGCAAGCGUGCUUUCGUCCACUGGUACGUCGGCGAGGGUAUGGAGGAAGGCGAGUUCACCGAGGCCCGUGAGGAUCUCGCUGCUCUGGAGAAGGAUUACGAGGAGGUUGCUGCCGACUCGUUCGAGCCCGAGGAGGAGGUCGAGUACUAAACGGUCGUAUCUUGGGACUGGCUUGUAUAACCUCUUUCGACUUCUUUCGAGGCGUGUUAGAGCGAUGGUCUUGCCAGGGCUCACGCCUAUGGCGAUGCAAUCUACAGAGAAGAGAGCUGUGGAUUAUGUUGAUUAAGAUUCCCGAUAUUUGUUGUUGGGUGGCACAUGAAGAAGGAAGGAUGUGUUUACCACUAGACGCCAGAGUUUGGCUCAGGGUAUCCCGCUAGCACGUGGUCUUUUUCUCUUGGACCCAGGUCCUAAUAGACGAGGUUAUCCCUUGACACAAGUUGGCACUUAUUUCUGAUAAAGCAGGCAAGUAAAUUUGAUGAUAUCUGUUUCUUCUUUAAUGAGAGUAAAUUGGAGCAUU